UUACUACUAGGAGCAAGGGCGCUACUAGGGGCUCCUGGCAUCGCUACUAGGAGCAAGGACGCUACUAGGAGCAAUACGAGUGGAUGCCUCACACAAUUCGUGGCUGUUCACAAAGUAAAAUAGGCUGAGUGACAUGCUAGGUUGCCUCUUCAUGCAUGGCUCCUUUGCCGGCUUGGAAGAAGGUUUUGUAUUUGAAGCAGCCGUACGAUGACAACUACGUAGAUUCUUCUUUUCUUGAUUCACUGAAAGUCAAUGCGCAUCUACAAAAAUACGAGUUUUGGGCCCUGUGGCACGAUGCUCUCUCGAUCAUUUUCCAGCUUUCUUUGGUAGUGAUGUUUCUUAACGUCUGGUGGAGGAUGCAACAAUCGUUGUGGAAUCUACAAGGGCUCUUGGUGCUUGAUGGAAUCCUUUUCGGAGGUUUCAUUCUAGGAUGGAGAAGAGAGCACACAGUGGAGGCUCUUCUGGACGUGUUGCAAGCUGCCAAGAUCAUUUUUCCGCUUUGGGUCCUUGCGCCACUGCUGCAGACUUUGACCAGAAGCUGGAGUGAUGACACAAUCGCUGCCAUUGCUAGCAUCCUUUUGGUGUUGCACGUGGCUUCCUUUCGCUACAAGGAUUCUCCGGUUUUGUCUCAGGGUUCAGCAUCAACAGCUGCCAGUCCUGGGGCUGUGCGCUCUUUGCCGGGCUGGUGGCCCAACUGCCUUGAAUGCGGCAAUGCUUGCGGCAACCAUCCUCGCCUCGCGCCUGCUGACUGCUCAAGAGGCUCUAGCGAUAAGACCCUGGACAAGGUCUUUGCCUUUAUGAGUUUUGCUAUGGAGGUCUUCGUGCUGCCAAGGAGAAGAAUUGCUGCGUUGUUUCCUGCGUGGCUCUAUUUCUUGAUGACCUUGCGCUUUUCGCACUGCAUUUUCCUGUCGCUGCCCCAAGGUCUUGACGGUGUUCGUCCUCUUUUUUUCCUCUUUAUGUGCUCUGGUUAUGACUGGUUUCACCGUGGCAGAAACUUGGCAAAGCAGCAUUUCAGCGACUCAUUGGCAAGAUGUCUACAUUUAUAUACAAUUCUUUAGCACCAAGGCCGCUGCCUUUGUCAUAGUGACUGCCAUGAUUGGACUUCUCAGUCCCGCAUUGUUCCUGUGCGUGCAGCGACACAAAGCUCAAAUCCAGGCCAUCGCGUGGGUCUAGGUCUAAGUUGUUGCAAAACUGUUCAAAUAUCUUCAGCGCUACUGGCCUUGGUUGCCGUUGCCCUUUGUUGCAUUUUCACUUUGGUGGCAACAAACACUUGCAACCACUUGUGUAUACUUGUGUAAUUAAUCAUCCUGAACUUGGACAUGGCAGGGCUUGUUGCAUCCAGACAUUCGCUAGUUUGCAGGACAUUUCAAUAUUAAAUUCAAUCUUUGGAUGAGGAUCCUGGCCGUUCUACCGGUCCCGCAAAUGGUGAUGACAAGUUUUAAGGGUUUCCCACUUUUCAGCAGCUGACUAUCCCACGGCUUCGUGUCGAGGUGAAGGUUUUCCUCAUACGAAACAUGACUGGCAUCAUUUGGCACUUGCUUCACUUGCUUGAAACAAGAGCUUUUGCCUUUCUCGAGAUUGCCCCCGAAGCUUGUUGCCAGGGACCUUGGGACAUUGCCCAUGUAAUGCCUUCGCUUGGACGAUCUCAGCAUCUCAAAUAAUGGAAGCUGUCAUCAUUAGUAAGUGCAGGCGGAAAUCAUGGACAGCAAGCAAAUGAUAUGGCUUGCAGGGAGUUCUUCACGGCUAAAAGAGAUCGCUUUUUCUUUUUUAAUAGUUCUCUUUCUCUUGACUUGAAACAAGCGGCAGCUGCUGUCUCCAUGCGUCGUAGUCUAGCAGCAUGUCAGUACUUUCCAUGUGCUGUGUAUGUGCAGCUAUACAGCCCUUGUUUCUGCAAUACAAUGAAUUACUAAAAUGCUGGUGAUGUAUCUUCUUGUCAUGCUUGCGAGCUUAGCAAUGAGAGUAGGAGUAGUAGUAGUGGUGGUAGUAGUAAUUGGUAGUAAUUGGUAGUAGUAGUAGUAGUAGUGGU
Molecule: messenger RNA, 2026 nt
Organism: Durusdinium trenchii
Lineage: Eukaryota; Dinophyceae; Suessiales; Symbiodiniaceae
Source: the annotation of a GenBank genome assembly